GUUGUUGCAUCUUUAAUGCUGGCGGAGUCCCUAACCUGCAACCAAUGCAAUUAUGGUCUGUUGGGCUUCUGCUUAAGCACUUCUACAGCGACCUGCAGCAACACCAGCGUCUGCUUUACUGGAAAAGCAACUUUCACAGGAUUGACCUCUGUGGGCUUCAACACCCAGGGCUGCCUUCAAUCCACCAGCUGUAAUGUGACCAACAACGGCAUCCUGCUGGGUGUCUCCUACACGACCCAAACCACCUGCUGCUCAACAGACAAGUGCAACCCAGUUACGAUCAGCGGAGCACCAUCCACCAAGAUGACCCUGACCGCUGCCAUUGGUGUAGCCGUCCUGGCCUCCAUGUGGGGAAGCAUACUGUAAUCUGCUAAUGCUAAAUCAUCAUAAGCAGCUCGCUGCUUCCAGCUGCUCCUCCAUAUGAUUCAUUAUACCAAUCAGGGUUUUACAAGACCAAACGCUCUAUCAAAAUUGUUAAAACUAUUUGAUCCUAUGAGUUUAUAUAUAUGAUUUUUAUAAUGCUCAUGUUCUGUGACACUCUUUGUUUUUCAUAACUAAGGUCUUGUCAUGUCAGGGUUCAUUUCUAGAAUGACAAGUUAUAUUAAAGCCAAAACUAAGGUGUCCACAA
Messenger RNA from Micropterus salmoides (largemouth bass), 628 nucleotides. RefSeq names its product sperm acrosome membrane-associated protein 4-like. The record is from RefSeq and is a predicted model, not a curated record. The transcript has 3 exons. Bases 16 to 366 code for a protein of 116 amino acids. NCBI's taxonomy places the organism in Eukaryota, Metazoa, Chordata, Actinopteri, Centrarchiformes, Centrarchidae.